CCCGCCUUCCGUUUCCGGUGGCAGAAAGGUGUGGGGCUGGCAGCGGCUUCCUGUUCGAGUGAAGCUGUGCUUUAGGCACGUGUGUUACUUUCUCCGGCUCCUGCGUCUCCCCCUUCCUGUUGAUCUUGUCUGCGGUACUCCUUGCAGGCUCAAGGAUGAAGGCGAGGAGGAAUAAAAAGCAGGUCCCAAGCUUUCGCAAGCUGAUAAAAACUAGUAAGGUGAAACUCGAAAACAAACUGAAGAAUAAGCAAUUUAAGCAGCAGAGCACUAUCAAGAAGUACCGAAAAGAGCAGAGGAAGCUAAGGCAAGCUGUCAAAGAUGCCGUAUCCAAGAAACCAGUCCCCUUGGAGGACCCAAAGAGCAAAUGGCCAGUUAAAAGGAUGGAGAGGGAAGAGGAGGAGGAGGAAGAAGCCCUUCCUUUAGAUAUGAUGGAUGAAGAUGACUUACAGCUGAUGAGAGAUUUAGGGCAAAAAGCAUCUUUUCUUACAAGAGAUCUUUCUUCUAGUGAGCCAGUUCAUAUCAAGAAACGAAAGCAUGAGAGUGUGAUAGCUAAAUAUGAAAAAGUGCCAAGAACUCUGCAGACCGCACCUGAGAAGGAGCUGAUUCAUUUGCUUCCUAUCAAGGAUAAAAGCGGUAUAAUCCCACAGACCAGGGAGAAGCCAGUCACAGACAGCCAGCAAGAAGAAGAGGAUGAAGAGGAACAGGAAGUUGAGGAAGAGGUCAUUGAAAACCCUGUUCCAGAGCUCACCAUAGAAGAACAUUUAAUUGAGAGAAAGAAGAAACUACAGGAGAAGAAAAUACAGAUUGCAGCCUUGGCAUCUGCCAUACUGUCAGAUCCAGAAAAUAAUGUGAGUGGUAUUGAUUGUGUAAACCACAGAUUGUUGAAGAGCUCUAGUCUCCUUUUUCAGAUUCGUAAAGAAACCCAGAAGUUAAGAGAAUUUGAAGAAGGCUUGGUUAGCCAAUAUAAAUUUUAUUUGGAAAAUCUGGAACAAAUGGUUAAAGACUGGAAGCAAAGGAAGCUGAAGAAGAGCAACGUGGUCUCCUUAAAGGCCUACAAAGGGCUGGCUGAAGUGGCUGUGAAGAGCCUGUGUGAGCUGUUGGUGGCCCUGCCCCAUUUCAACUUUCACAACAACAUUAUUGUGUUGAUUGUCCCUUUGAUGAAUGAUGGGUCAAAAUUGAUAUCUGAAAUGUGUUGUGAAGCAGUAAAGAAACUCUUUAAACAAGAUAAAUUAGGCCAAGCUUCUCUUGGUGUAAUUAAAGUGAUUUCUGGUUUUGUAAAGGGCAGAAAUUAUGAAGUUAGGCCAGAGAUAUUAAAAACAUUUUUAUGUCUGCGAAUUAAGGAAGUAGAACUGAAAAAAGAUACAGAGGACAUUAACAAGCCAAAAAAGUUCAUGACUUUCAAGGAAAAGAGAAAAACUCUAUCAAGAAUGCAAAGAAAGUGGAAGAAAGCAGAGGAGAAACUGGAGCGGGAACUUCGGGAGGCUGAAGCUUCAGAGAGCACUGAGAGAAAGCUGAAACUGCACACAGAGACUCUGAAUAUUGUGUUUGUGACCUACUUCAGAAUUUUGAAGAAGGCCCAGAGGUCACCUCUUCUGCCAGCAGUUCUGGAAGGUCUCGCCAAGUUUGCACAUCUUAUAAAUGUGGAAUUCUUUGAUGACUUGUUAGUGGUUCUUCAUACCCUCAUUGAGUCUGGUAACCUAAGUUAUCAAGAAAGUCUUCACUGUGUCCAGACUGCUUUUCAUAUUCUUUCUGGACAAGGUGAUGUUCUUAAUAUUGACCCGAUGAAAUUCUAUACACAUCUCUACAAGACAUUGUUUAAAUUACAUGCAGGUGCGACCAACGAUGGCAUUGAGAUUGUACUCCACUGCCUUGAUGUCAUGCUAACCAAGCGCAGAAAGCAAGUUUCUCAUCAGCGAGCUCUUGCCUUCAUCAAGCGCCUCUGUACGCUUGCUCUGCAGGUUCUUCCAAAUUCAAGCAUUGGCCUUUUAGCAACUACCAGAAUAUUGAUGCAUACGUUUCCCAGGACAGAUCUGUUGCUUGAUAAUGAAUCUCAGGGCAGUGGGGUGUUCCUGCCUGAGCUGGAGGAGCCAGAGUACUGUAAUGCACAGAACACCGCACUGUGGGAGCUACAUACACUGCGGAGGCAUUACCAUCCUGUCGUGCAAAGAUUUGCAGCUCACCUGCUUGCUGGGGCCCCGUCUGAAGGCUCCGAGGCCCUCAAGCCUGAGCUGAGCCGAAGAUCUGCAGUUGAACUUUUUGAGACUUACAGCAUGGCAGCAAUGACAUUCAACCCUCCUGUUGAACCUUCAAACUCUAAAAAGAAGGAUAAAUUUUUACAAGGAGACUCAUUUUUGAAUGAAGAUUUAAAUCAACUAAUCAAAAGAUAUUGCAAUGAAGCUGCUACUGAGACACUGCUGGAUUUCACCAAAUGUUUGAAAACAUCUUCACAGUAGCCUAAAGGUGAAGAGUCAGUGGACUGUCUUAUAUAUUUAUUUGUGCAUAUAUUUAUAUGCGCAUAUUCAGAGACACACAACACACACAAUACAUGAGGGUCUUUUUCUUCGUGUUCAAGGAAAACUUCCUGAGAACAAUUAUAUGAGAACCGAAGCAGAGGCCACUUCUGAACUCGAAGAAGACGCUGUUCAUUUGUUUUUUAUGGCUUACUCGGCUUGCUUUCUUAUACAACCCAGGCCAGCUUGCUCAGGAAUGGCACCGCCCAUGAGGUGUGGGCUGAGCCCUACAACAUCGGUUAUUAAUUUUGUAAGCACCCUACAGACAUUCUCAUAGGCAAGUCUGAUGGAGGUAGUUCUUUAGUUUGGGUUCCCUCUUCAUGGGUGACUUUAGUGUAUGUCAAGUUGACAAAAAAUGAGCAAGACAGUUAUUAAAUCCUCUUUAUAACUAAAUAAAUAUUGUGAUUGCAGCACCAUAGAUGAAAGCAAAAAAUUCUUAGUAAGGAUUUUUAAAAGAUAGCUUAAAAUUAGAUUCUUGUUCAUUGGCUUCUAUUUAAUGAUACAUGUAAUAACCAGAUCUGACCUUUAGAAGGAAUGAGUAUUGCCCUGGGAGUGUGGGUGCAUCACUUUAAUCCCAGCACUCAGGCAGAGGCAGGUGGAUCUCUGAGUUCAAGGCCAGCCUGGUCUACAGAGUGAGUUCCAGGACAACCAGGACUUUUAUACCGAGAAACCCUGUCUCUAAGAAACAAACAAACAAAAGGUAAAGGAGUGAGUGCUCUUAUGGCUAGUUCAAAGAAAGUUGAAUGUGAUUCUGGAAUCUUUGAAGCUGUGUUUAUUCUUUUACACUAGAGUGAUGGGGGUAAGUUGCUCAGUAGGACGCAAGUAGGGCUGAGAUGUCUGUUGUGCUAUAGCGACACUGGUGCUGACUAACUAGUAAAGUGGUUUUUUUUUUAAUUCUUACAGAUAAAACUGUAUAUGCUUUAUAAAUAGUUAUAAACCAUUAUUUUAUAUAGUAGCUAUUGCCAUAUGUAGAGGUGACGUAUGAAAGGUGUACAUAGAUAUUUUCUGCUAUUAAUAGUUGAAUAAAAUAGCUUCCUUUUCUACUUCAUAGUCUUGUGGAGGUUUUGUUUUUUUCACUGUUAGUGAAAAGCAGUUCAGGUAAAUAGACUGUUGAUUCAGCACCAUAGAAGCCAGUCUUUCUGGGCCUGAGAGCUCUUUCCUAAUGAAAAUAUGAAAACAGAAAAUCCUCUUACCAUCCAGCAGACUCGGGAACAGUGACCAGUUAAUCAAUUUAAAGCCAGCCCUUACUCCUUCUGAGAGUUAAGCUGGGUGUGUGGGUGUCUGGGCAGAGAAGAGGUCGGCAGGUAUUGGAGGAGAGAGCACUGGGGGACAAUUACCAGCUUGAAUAUGGGCGUAUUCUUACAUUGAGUUCCAGUCUCUCUCUCUCUCUCUCUCUCUCUCUCUCUCUCUCUCUCUCUCUCUCUCUCUCUCUCUCUCUCCUCCU
This is a messenger RNA of Alexandromys fortis (reed vole), 3954 nucleotides long. It is a transcript of the gene Noc3l, whose product is annotated as NOC3 like DNA replication regulator. Gene Ontology annotation, cellular component: nucleolus. Bases 156 to 2453 code for a protein of 765 amino acids. The record is from RefSeq and is a predicted model, not a curated record. Gene Ontology annotation, biological process: DNA replication initiation. Gene Ontology annotation, molecular function: chromatin binding. The transcript has 20 exons. Lineage: Eukaryota; Metazoa; Chordata; Mammalia; Rodentia; Cricetidae.